CCGGAAGCCCGUGUACGCACGAGAAGGUACAGCCAUACAUCCCCCUUGUUGUUCUUGCCAUCAACAUCGUUUCCAGAACACCGUGAUCCUUCUUUUACUUGAUUGUUUUCUCUAUAUGCUGUUGCCACGGUCGUACCAUGACGUCGAAGGGCGUUCGUGCCAAUCCACCGGGGAAGAUGGGUGACGACGACAUGAACCAUCCGUGUUCUAUUUGUCCUGCUUUAGUUAGAAUCAUCCUCCCAUAGGCGAAGUCCGUGAUAAAAGUAAUCGUCUUUGUGCCUCUUUUUCCUACAUUCCAGCGCAUGCCCUAAAGACCAGUCCUCACUUGAUCUCUCAGAAAAAUCUUCCCCUGCUUCUAUUUUCUUAUUUGCUUUCCUCCAAUAUUCCCGGCCUUUGGUGGAAUUCUGUUAACCUGAAAGGUGAUGGCGGAUGCUUUUCCCCUUUGGUUAUGUGAUAUGCAUCACUUUACAUACUACAUGCCUAUAAAACCAUUUGGUGGAAUCGCGAGACUCAUUGAGUUGAAGGAACAAGUUGUCUAGGGAUCCGGCAAACAUGAGCAUGGAGAUCACCAAUGUUUGUGAGUACGAGGAGAUUGCGAAGCAGAAACUGCCGAAGAUGAUCUAUGAUUACUAUGCCUCGGGAGCAGAGGACCAGUGGACACUCAAGGAGAAUAGAAAUGCCUUCUCAAGGAUUCUGUUUCGACCUCGUAUUCUGAUCGAUGUGUCCAAUAUCGAUAUGACCACUACAGUCUUGCGUUUCAAUAUAUCAAUGCCAAUCAUGAUUGCCCCCACAGCUAUGCAGAAGAUGGCUCAUCCGGAAGGGGAGUAUGCAACAGCAAGGGCAGCAUCAGCAGCCAACACUAUCAUGACACUGUCAUCAUGGGCUACUUCCAGUGUUGAAGAGGUUGCUUCAACAGGACCAGGAGUUCGCUUCUUCCAGCUUUAUGUCUACAAGGACAGGGAUGUCGUUAGACAGCUUGUUAAAAGAGCUGAAAGGGCUGGCUUCAAGGCUAUUGUGCUCACGGUAGAUACACCAAGGCUUGGACGGAGGGAAGCGGACAUCAAGAACAGAUUCACUUUGCCUCCCUUUCUGACACUCAAAAACUUCGAGGAUCUGGACCUUGGAAAGAUGGAAAGGACAAAUGACUCUGGUCUAGCAUCUUAUGUUGCCAGCCAAGUUGACCGUUCCCUAUCCUGGAAGGAUGUCAAGUGGCUGCAGACAAUUACUUCAUUGCCAAUCAUAGUGAAAGGAGUCAUGACUGCAGAGGACACUAGGCUGGCCAUUCAGGCUGGUGUGGCUGGUAUUGUUGUGUCUAAUCAUGGAGCUCGCCAGCUUGAUUAUGUUCCAGCAACUAUUAAUUGUUUGGAAGAGGUUGUCAAAGCAGCACGGGGUCAAGUUCCGGUGUUCUUGGACGGUGGGAUUCGUCGUGGCACAGAUGUGUUCAAGGCAUUAGCGUUGGGAGCCUCUGGAGUAUUUAUUGGAAGGCCAGUAGUCUUUGCACUGGCAGCAGAUGGGGAGGCUGGUGUGAGGAAGGUGCUUCAAAUGCUUCGAGAUGAGCUUGAGCUAACCAUGGCACUGAGUGGCUGUACCUCUCUUAAAGAAAUCACUCGGAAUCAUAUAGUUACUGAGACUGAGAUGCCCCGAACCCUAUCUAGGUUAUAGAUUCGUAGAGCAUUGGUAUUUAUCUGCAUUUGAAUGGAAGUAUUGAACUCAACUGUGUGUCAGUUUAAGUAGGGACCUUCCUCAGAAGUUAUGGGAGACAUCUUGAGCUUGAAUUCUGAUAAUGAUGGAUGAUGCUUUUAAUAA
This is a messenger RNA of Musa acuminata AAA Group (dessert banana), 1806 nucleotides long. Its product is annotated as glycolate oxidase 1-like. The coding region runs from base 553 to 1662 and encodes 369 amino acids. Gene Ontology annotation, molecular function: (S)-2-hydroxy-acid oxidase activity; FMN binding. Gene Ontology annotation, cellular component: peroxisome. The record is from RefSeq and is a predicted model, not a curated record. The transcript has 11 exons. NCBI's taxonomy places the organism in Eukaryota, Viridiplantae, Streptophyta, Magnoliopsida, Zingiberales, Musaceae.